Messenger RNA from Scutellospora calospora, 1036 nucleotides. The record is from the annotation of a GenBank genome assembly. NCBI's taxonomy places the organism in Eukaryota, Fungi, Glomeromycota, Glomeromycetes, Diversisporales, Gigasporaceae.
UCAACAGUUUCGAGAAAAUUUUGAUAACUGGACUACCGGUUUUCAAGAAAUAGAUGAAUUUAUAAGAGAAACUCAAUUAAAUGCUAAAGAUUGCACCGAAUAUUUAGAAUUUUUACCCUUCAAAUCUUUUAUUGGUAUAAAUAAGUAUGAUACUUCUGAAUUUGGAACAGUUUAUACUGCUAAUUGGAAGAAGGGACCAAGAGACGCUUGGAAUAAACUUGAGAAUAAAUAUGUGGCCAAGAGAGAUUUAAUAAAAGUCGCUCUUAUUUCUCUUGGCAAAGACCCUGUAAUAUUUUUAAAAGAGUUAAAACUCAGUUAUAAUUUUCGCUCAAAGAAUGGACUUAUAAUAAGAUUAUUUGGUAUUACUCGAGAAACUGUCACUGGUCAUCUAAUGUUGGUUGCCGAAACUUGCGAAUGGGAUUUAAGACAUUAUGUUUCUCAUCAUUUUGCUCGCCUAACCUGGUCUCGUAAAGUUGCUAUCCUUCAUUCUAUUGCUUGUGCUCUCGAAUCUUAUCAUAAUGGUGAACAAGUCCAUCGAGAUCAUUCAUCGAAUGUUCAAAUAUAUAAAUCUCAUAUAGAAAUUCCUGUAAAUGAAUUGGGCUUAGGGGAUAGUAAAGAUCCAAUUCCAAUAAUAGGAGAUUGGUAUUUACAUGGUAAAAAUUCCGAUUUAUUUGAAUCAGCAGAAAAUAUUAGACUUAGUAAUAUGAAAGCUAAAGGACUUGAUACAACUCCUGGAAAAAUGGUUUCCCCUCCAAAGAUUCAUCCACAAGCUAUAUAUACGAGUAGAAAGAUUAAAUUUUCCAUACUUCCUUUGUCUGGUGUUAGUUCUCAUCGUAUUAAACAAUCUUAUGAUGCUUCAAAUAGAAAUUCAAUUGAUCUGGCAUCUUUACUUGUUCGAGAUGAAAGUUAUUUUGUUAAGAAUAGGUUAUUGCAAACAAGAGAUUUAGAGGAGGAAGAAGAUGAUGACCUCCGAAAACAAUACGAAUUAUCAAUACCUUUUGAUAUUUCACCAGCUGAUGUAAUGGUAUCAUCAUAG